GGACGCGUGAUACCUAGCUUGUCUGCUGCACGCCGCCUCUCUUAUCGCCGUUGCCAUUCACAUGCCCUUGACACUUCCUCGCUGCCGCCCUAUGCUCAUGCUUCCACCUUUGCCUAUAGGUGAGCUCGACUACGACCAGCGGGCGGGAAUCCGGGAAUUAGGCGUGCUGGGUAAACGUUGUUUAGCGCGCCCAGGGUGCGGAGCAUGGACGCAUACAGGUGCAUCGCGGGGUCAGGCCGAAUGGUCGCCCGUGGGGUUCCAGGCUUAUCGCGGGUAAGUAUGACUACCUGGGUCACGACAGUCACGCGACGCUCGGUAAAAUGGCCGUGGUGGCGCAGAUCAACGCACACAACCCCGGUCCGGCUCCCAUCAGCCAAGCCCAGCUGUGGCUGGUUCAGGCGCCGCCGGGUUUUCAGCAGUGUGUUUGGGACGUGGUGGUGAUGGCGGCGCUGGCCGCCACAGAACAUGGCCGGGUGCGGCUGCGCGGGAUGACGCGCGCCGCAGCGGCCCUGGGAAUUCAGACGGCGGCGGCAGCAGCUCCCGAGGCUGCGGUGGCAGGUGCAGCGGAGGCGGAACCCGAUCUUGACGAGAUCCCGCCCACACAGCUGACGCCGCCGCAGCCAGGCGUCAACCCCGUCGAGCUUGCGUGCGCUCGUGCAGUCGCGGACUUCUGGUCGCGGCUGAUGCAGUUUGCGCAGCUCGGCGUGCCCCAAAAGGGCUGGGAUGGUGUUGACGCCACUCACCCCAUCCUGGCGGUGGUGAACGGUGAAAUGCUGUGCGCGAUGCCGCAAGCUAUGGAGCUGGAGGCUUGAAAGGGAUCAGCCCUUAGGAGAAGCGCGUGAGCACUAACAUGAGCCACUGAAGCAGUGGCAUACGAGAGGGUCAGCGGGGGAGCUUAGUGGGCAGGCGAAGGGUUUUUUUGUUUUACGCCCGUGGGAGCAGGGCCAGGUUUGCGGGGUUUUUAUGCCUGAGAGGGUGUAUUGGGUGCUGCAACACCCCGGGUCUUACGGCCUGGACCGGCCUAGUGGCCAGACGCGUUUGUGGCUGCCCUUAGGCAUUGUCUGCCCUGGCGUCGAGAGCUGGUUAGGUUGCGGUUGAGGUCGUGCAGGCUGCCAGGUCGUAGGACUCAGCCCCACAGCCACUGUGGUCGUGCUUUCGCGUGCUGUCGCGUGCUGCGUGUUUUGUUAUGUUUGCUGUUUUUUGUCUGCCCGCCUGGUUUUUUAAGAGGUAGCUCGCCCGCUGGGUCUGAGGUUGUUACACCGGUAGUAAUUCCGCAAGGAUUACUGGCGCGGUGAAGGGUCGGAGUGCGUUGCCCUGUGGACUCCAGAGCUGUUUGCGCUCUGCCGGGGAAACGCCAGGUCACGGCAGCCCUCGAUUGAGAGCCCUGUCGUUGGUUAUACCAGAUACACG
Messenger RNA from Chlamydomonas reinhardtii, 1410 nucleotides. RefSeq lists its product as uncharacterized. The coding region runs from base 321 to 812 and encodes 163 amino acids. The record is from RefSeq and is a predicted model, not a curated record. NCBI's taxonomy places the organism in Eukaryota, Viridiplantae, Chlorophyta, Chlorophyceae, Chlamydomonadales, Chlamydomonadaceae. The transcript has 2 exons.